Pseudo-nitzschia multistriata is the source of this 4990-nucleotide messenger RNA. The record is from the annotation of a GenBank genome assembly. NCBI's taxonomy places the organism in Eukaryota, Bacillariophyta, Bacillariophyceae, Bacillariales, Bacillariaceae.
ACAAWGUUUGUGGUUUUCAAUUACUAUUUUCGUUAUUGGUUAUAAUAUUUGCCCUGAGUGAUGGAGAUACRGAAAACCUUUUUGUUUUUUGCUUUCUUUUCCAGAAGGUCAUUUCAACAGAGUUCCUAGAUACUACCCAGUGAUCAUGACGGAUUCCGGUUGUUUGAUGCUUAGCUGUACAGAUCUUCCUCGUCGUCGUCGUCGUUGUCCGCAGCACCGGCAUCGCCUGCGGCAGCACCCUCGGCUCCCUCCGGGAACGCAAAGGUGGCAAGGCUGCCUCCGGUCGCUCCMGUGACAGCUGCUCGGGACUGUUGCAAGGUCUGGGCAAAGGAUGCGUAUUGGGCCAAGUCUCUGUCCGAGACAGAUCGUCGCGCCUGGCGAACAGCCGACUCAAAGUGCUUUGGAAGGAUCUCGGGCAUAGUAUCAUCAUCUUCGUCGUCGUCGUCGUCUUCCAUCUCAUCCCCGGCUUCGGCCUUGAUUCGUUGCCGUUCRAUGUCRCGUUCAAUUUCUUCUCGAAUGGCCAAUUUACAUGCGGUCUGGCAKAUUUCUGUCAAAUCAGCACCGGUGAACUUGUCUGUUUGAGAAGCCAUGUAGGACAAAUCGACGUCCUUKGAAAUGGGAGACUUUCGCAGAGUAGCUCGAAGAAUGGAAAGACGAGACUCAAAGUCGGGCAUAGGAAUGUAGAUCAACUGAUCCAAACGGCCCGGACGCAUCAGAGCUGUAUCAAUAAUGUCGGGUCUGUUGGUGGCACCAAUGAUGAAAACGUUCUUCUUCGCACCCACACCGUCCAUUUCUGUCAGGAGCUGGUUCAUGACACGAUCGGCAGCACCGCCACCAUCACCCGACGAACCUCCACGCUGUUGAGCAAUGGAAUCCAAUUCAUCAAAGAACAAUACACAAGGAGCGGACUGUCGAGCCUUUUCGAAAACGUCACGGACGUUUGCCUCGGAUUCUCCGAACCACAUGGUCAAAAGUUCAGGUCCCUUGACAGAGAUGAAGUUAGCCUGACAUUCAUUGGCAACAGCCUUGGCCAUAAGUGUCUUACCGCAACCGGGAGGACCGUAAAACAAUACUCCCUUGCUGGGAGACAUUCCGAACUUCUCGAAUUUUUCGGGAUGCUCGACGGGGUAUUGGACCAAUUCUUUCAAGUCACGCUGCAAAUAGAGAUUCGAAAGACACGGGAACAACGGUUAGCCACCGAAAAGAAAAGGAUUCAAGGCGACCGACASACAAAAKUUUYGUUUUGUCGUCUCGCAAAAAGCUCUGAAGAUCACGUACCUUGACACCUUCCAAUCCGCCRAUAUCCUCCCAGGAGACAUUCGGUACUUCGACGACAGUUUCUCUCAAACUAGAUGGGUUGGAUUGAGASAGAGCGUGACGGAAGUGAUCUUGAUUCACGGCCAUGCUAUCCAAAAUCUCGGCAUCGAUCUGCUCAUCUUCAAUAUCGAUCAGAUCCAUCUUCUCUCGGAUGCAUUGCAUGGCGGCUUCGGUACAAAGGGCGGCAAUAUCUGCACCAACAAAACCGUGGGUUUCCCGGGCCACGGCUUCCGGGUCGACGUCCUCGUCGAGUUUCAUGUUGCGCGUGUGGAUGCGGAAAACCUCGAGACGACCAUUUUCGUCGGGAACACCAAUGUCGAUCUCGCGAUCGAAACGACCGAAACGACGCAGGGCAGGAUCGAUAGCGUUGGGACGGUUGGUACAUCCAAUGACAACGACCGACGCUCGYUGUUUGAGACCGUCCAUCAAGGUCAACAUCUGACUGACAAUACGACGCUCGACUUCUCCGUUGGUCUUUUCACGCUUAGGUGCGAUAGAAUCGAUUUCAUCGAUGAAAAUAAUGGCAGGGGCGUUCUUUUCGGCUUCCUCAAAGGCCUUGCGAAGGUUCGACUCGGACUCACCGGCCAUCUUGGACAUGAUCUCGGGCCCGUUGAUCAAAAAGAAAAAGGCACCGGUUUCGUUGGCAACGGCUCGUGCGAURAGAGUCUUUCCGCUUCCCGGUGGYCCGUACAACAAGACUCCGCGUGGUGGCUUGACUCCAAGCGUCUUAAAGAGGGUAGGGUGGCGAAGAGGCAAUUCAAUCAUUUCACGGAUCUGAGCCAUCUGUUUGCGGCAUCCACCGACAUCGUCGUAGCCAACAUCAUCCAUCUUUUCUUCGUCCUCACGCUUGACGGGAUYUCCCUCGCAGUGGAUCACCGUGUCGGGAGCGACGAUACAGUAGGGGCUGGGGUCCGUUUCCACAACCUUGAAUUCAACGGGGUGCAUGGCGGAUCGAACCAGGAACAAGUCUCCCUUCUUCACCGGACGGUAGGCCUCCAAAAAGUAUGGCUUGAGGUAGACCUCGAAGAGGUUUCCAGAGACACCUUCGAUGGUAUCGUCCAGGGGCAACACGUGGAUGCGCUUUCCGUACGGAACAUCGCCACAGGCAGUGACGGUGACGACGUCGCUCAAUCGAAUUCGGAGGUUCUUGCGAACGACCUUGUUCAURCGAACGUUUGCGUCGUCGCAGGUUUCGUCGGCCAGGACGAUGCACACCGUAUCGCGACCCUUCUUUCCCUUUACAAGAACGGUAUCACCCCGAAAGAGUUCCAGCUGCUCCAUYUUGGCGGGACUGAGGGAAAUGACCGAGUUGUCGUCGUUGGUGGCAUCGUCGACGAUCAACCGAUUGGGACUGCGCUUUUUGCCACCGGCGCCRAGGAUGGCGUCUUUCAUUUCUGCGUCUUUGCUGUGGAAGAGGGUGUGCGAACGGUGGAGAAAUCGGGCAGCGGAAGAAAAUUAGACAAAAACAAUCAGAAUACGGGGCAUCAGCUAUCGAACGCAGAAAGUGAWAUCUGCCCUCCGAGAAAUCUGGAAGACCGGAUUUUGAAUUUCGUGUAUAUCCGUAACCAUCGCCUCUGCUGUUCCUUUCUUAUUUUUGGGGCUAGAGCAGAUCRGGUCCAGCAGUCCAUUCUUGUGGAUAUCUCUCACAACUCGUUUGUCAUGGCAAGUUUCUCCUUACCUCAUUUUGCAGCCUGUGUUUCGUUCGAGUGAGUUGUGCUUUCAAGAUASGAUCGUCUUGUUCUGUUGUUUGAACCCUUUUCUAUUUCUUUMAGAAAGGAAUAAGUGUAGCCCUUGAUUGCUUCAGCAAUUAUUUCUUGGACAAGCUUGGUCUAGUUAUUCUMUGUGUCGGAAUACAGGAUCGUCGGUAGAAUAAUGAAACAGCACAGAGAGCUAUCCAGUUCCACUGAACAAUUUUAGUAAUAUUGCUGUAGUAGUCAAGAGUGAUGGCACAAGCUCAUUCCUGCGAUGAUGCAGAAUAGAAGAUAUCGCAGUCACAGCAUSGCCUUUGUGCCCUGCCGACGCGAAAAUGAAAACAAGACGAAAUAAGAAAGGGAAAGAUGACUAUCGAAAAACGCGCUAACAUGUCGCGCGAUUGAAAUCCCCUAAAGUUGUCGAUUCUUUUGGGGGAUGAAACAUAAUGCAGUGAGAACCCGGACCUAAGAUCUUUUUUGACGACGAGACACAACCCAGAAAGUGAAACCGCGUGUGAUUGCCAUCUUCUUUUCAUUCCUAUUUUGAACGCGUGCGUUAAGAAAGAGAAAAAUCGAGAGAAAAUCACGAUCGUUGGAAAUCUUCAAAUCUGUUUCUCGUCUCCAUACCAGUCUAUCCAAUACUGUAGAAACAUCGAUUGCAUACUCGACAACAAUGCAGCUUYUGCUACCGAUCACCAUCGCCGUUGCUCCCCUAGUGGGACGUGCUUCGGCAUUUGCAACAAACAAAAACAUUGCCAGGACACACACAACGGGUUUGUUCUCAUCCGUUCCCUCCGAUGUCUCGUCGGCGCCCUCUCUGACCCUGGACGAGCUCAAGGCCGACCUCGUGAGGGCGUGCACUUCCGAAAAGAAAUCGUCGCUGAGUGAAAUCCGAUCGCUGGUGCAGGAGCUUGAAGAAAAAGCAGAAAUGGUGGGAGAGGGACAGUCAUCGUCGAGCAGCGGUCUCCUAUCUGGUGAAUGGUARGUAGCGAUGUGCUUUGAUUUGUUCGUUCUGUUGCAUUGUAAAGGGAUAAACUACAUUGAACAAGACUCGAAUUUGAUGGGUGUUUAYCAGAGACUUGUGCAACUAGACUAUUUAGGGAAGGUCAUUUAGACGCGCAACGCAUUCAACAAUUGGAAAGGAAGGACGACCACUUGUUUCGUUCUCUCAUUUGACAUUGUUCUUGUGAAAAUUACGGCGAUGGCGACAACAACUCUGGCUACAGGGAGCUCUUGUAUUCGCCCGAAGACGAGACACGAUCGUCGCCCUUCUUUUGGGCGUUUGAACAGGCCUUUCCCGACAAUUCGGAUCAGAUUUUUGGAAUCACCGACUCCAUACCGGCACCCAUCAAGGAGGUCGGACCGGCCUACCAAACCAUCGAUGGUUUAACCGAGGGCGUCACCACCGGRAAGCUGAUCAGCCGUGUCAAGGUAGCAACCCUGGGUGGCCUCGCCACCUCCAUCAUGACCACGCGGGCCGACAUUACGGGAACCGUUGGCGUGGACGGACUUACCAUCCAGAUCGAGAGCACCAAGCCCGAGGAAUCAACGGCCCUGGAAAAACUAGGACCUCUCGGGAACCUUCUGAACGAGAACCUUCCACCCUUUCCCUCCGGGCAGGCUCUGGARCAAGUGGUCCCGGGUUCCUCUACGGUGAUCAUGCGAACUACUUUCUGCGACGACGGCCUGCGAAUCAGUCGAAACGAYUCCAAGUACGAUGAGCCUUUUGUGUGGAGACGGAAGAAGUUUUCGGGCACGCAGGAUCUUUAAGGAUUUACUGMUUUAUGCAAACAGGUCGGAUCRGAGCGUGAACKUUACAAUAUCAAGAAAACACGUGCUAUUCCGGUCGGAUUUGUACGUUUGCUGAUUGGUGAUCCGAUGUACUAGUAAGCAAGACCAAACUUCUGCAAGAGAAUUUGCGGUCAUUGAAAUAAGGUAUUUGUCGGUUUUUGCCAUCGUUAAAAUAAAUGGAUAGCAUUCAU